This is a messenger RNA of Medioppia subpectinata, 366 nucleotides long. NCBI's taxonomy places the organism in Eukaryota, Metazoa, Arthropoda, Arachnida, Sarcoptiformes, Oppiidae. The record is from the annotation of a GenBank genome assembly.
CUGAUUGCUGAGGACCGUGGUCAUUUGGCCGCUGAGCUCAAGGAGGAGGAGACUCGGGUCGAGGCGCUCAUCAAUGAGCUCAAGACUACGAGUCCCGGACCCGAGGCUCUCAGACUAUUGGAGGAUGAGAUCGUGAGGGUUGAGGACCGCGUCACUGAAGAGGAGAAAUUUAUCGAGAAAGAGACCCAGACACAAGAUGAGCUGUUGAAAGACGCCAAAAUACUGAAAAACUACGUCACCCUGGAGUUGGCCGUUCUGGCCAACGUGACCGGACCCGAUCGGGAAAAGGCCCAACUCAUGGCCAAAGCCCUGCGCAAAGAGGAGCACCGGCUCGAGCAGAUGUGCCAGGAGUUGAUCAACGCGCAG